Poecilia latipinna (sailfin molly) is the source of this 1585-nucleotide messenger RNA. RefSeq names its product uricase-like. Gene Ontology annotation, cellular component: peroxisome. NCBI's taxonomy places the organism in Eukaryota, Metazoa, Chordata, Actinopteri, Cyprinodontiformes, Poeciliidae. The transcript is spliced from 8 exons. The record is from RefSeq and is a predicted model, not a curated record. The coding region runs from base 496 to 1395 and encodes 299 amino acids. Gene Ontology annotation, molecular function: urate oxidase activity. Gene Ontology annotation, biological process: purine nucleobase catabolic process; urate catabolic process.
CUCUUCUCCAGCUUGUGCACUGUCUCCAUGGUAACAGACAACCGCUAUGGACAAACAAUAGAGGUAAUCUCCAUUACACUGAAGUUACUGCUUCAGGUUUUACCUCUUAUAAUCAACACAGCAUCAGAAUAUGGACUUUACAGCAAAACCACCACUUUGCAGUCUGGAUGGAAGGAUGUCAGCUAGCAGGCAGCUAGCCCAUCCAGAUGACUGAUGCCACUGUACAUCACAGAGAGGAGAGUUCAGUUAGGAAACAAGGAGAUCAAUACAAAAUAAGGGAGCCUCUAUGUGCAAGGGUGACGGGGUUUGUGUGUGAUUACGCACACGUGAAAUAUGACGAAAUCCAUCCAGAACUGCCAAUAGUGUGAGUAAAAAAGAAGGCAACACCCCCUCAAGAAAACGUACAUAUAUUGGAAAGAGUUUUUUUUUUUUUUUUUUCGGGGGUUUGUGUCAGACAAGAUCAGAAACGCAGCAGGUGGAAGAGAACAAAGCAACAUGGCAUACGCUGGAAAUCAGAAUGUGGAGUUUGUGCGGACAGGCUACGGCAAGAAUGCGGUGAAGGUGAUGGUCAUCAAGAGACACGGGAGCCACCACUCCCUUAUUGAGCUGAAGGCUAACGUGGAGAUAACGCUCAAGUCACGCAAGGACUAUCUGACCGGAGACAACUCGGACAUCAUUCCUACCGACACCAUCAAGAACACUGUCCACGCCAUGGCCAAAAUCAAAGGGGUAAAUACUAUUGAGCAAUUUUCCAUGGAUCUCUGCCAUCAUUUCCUGACCUCUUUCAACCAUGUGCUGAGGGCCAAGGUUUACAUGGAGGAGGUGCCCUGGAGAAGACUGGAGAAGAAUGGUGUCGAACAUGUUCAUGCUUUUAUCUACAGCCCAGAGGCUUGUCGCUUCUGUGAUGUUGAGCAGAACCUCAACGGUACUCCAGUGGUUCACAGCGGCGUGAAGGACAUGAAGGUGCUAAAAACCACUCAGUCUGGCUUUGAGGGCUUUUUCCGAGAUCGUUUCACGACACUGCAAGACACCAAGGACAGGGUUUUCUGCACCACCGUUUACUCUAGGUGGCGCUACAACAAGGUCCAGAACGUUGACUUUGAUGCCGCAUGGAAGUGUAUGAGAGACACAAUUAUUGAGAAAUUUGCUGGCCCGUACGGUCGAGGAGAGUUUUCACCAUCUGUGCAAAAGACCCUUUAUGAAACACAAGUUCUGGCCCUGGACAGGAUUCCUGAGGUGGAGGAAAUCGAGAUUGUCAUGCCCAACCAGCAUUACUUCACCAUAGACAUGACAAAAAUGGGUCUUAGCAACAAAGAUGAGGUGUUUCUUCCUCUGGAUAAUCCCUCUGGAAACAUCACAGGGACAGUGUGUCGUAAGCAGAGAGCCAGACUUUAAAAGGGAAAGCCCAACCUGAAGACUCUACUGCUGGUUUCAGUAUUAACCUGUUGAUCCAACUAAUAGAAAAUCUGAUGAUGUAUCCAACAAUAUAUCCUUGAGAUGUAAAUAAAGUUGCUUCUGACUGAAUGUGUAACACCCGACCAGCCAAAAACGUAUGAAAAAUAAAAAAUAAUUACAGCCACUCUCA